AUCACGGGUAGCUUCAAGCAUACCGGCCAAGACAUCACAAGAACAGACUCCGUUUGUUUUUGGAAAUGAUCAAAGACUUUGUAAAUUAUACGUGAUACAAUGAUGGAUCGACAGCACCACACUGAAAUUCAGUAGGCACAUAUCCAAACACCAACCGGACAUUACGCCGUGCCGUCAAGUAAACCCAAAUCGCCUUCCAGUCACCGUCUAACCGCUCUAUAUGCGCAAUCCAUAAAAACAAAAGAUCCCUUACUUUUCUAGAAGAAAGAAAUUGUGUCGUUCCGUUAUUUCUCACUUAUUUUCUUCUCUUUUUCUCGCAGCAGCUAUCGCGUUCCUUUCACUGUUACCUGUCACGGUCGUGCGGGUAACAGUCCGCUCUGUUCGGUCUGUCGCCGAGGGCACGCGAAGGUUCCAUUUCCAUUCUGUUGUUUGUUGUUUUUUGACGAAAAAAAUACAGUAUUUAUACAAAAGGGGAGGAGGAUAUUGGCUUUGAGUAGAGUGUUUACUUUUGGCGCUGAAUCGUCUUUUGGGCCAUCUCGAUGAGGCCGUCCUUGGCUUCGCUCGCGGGGAAGUCGGCUAGUGCGGCAAUAGCCUUAUCGGAGUAGUCGUGGGCGAGAGCACGGGUUUGCUCAAUGCCGUCGCUCUGGAGAACAAGAUCACGGGCCUGGAAUAAGUUAGCAUGAGUCACGCUCACAAGUUUUCUUACAGAUAGAAGAACCACUUACACGUUCAACGUCACCCUCGCGCUCAAACUUGCGGCCAACCAGGGCACCAAGCUCGGGCAUCUGCUUCCAGGCAAACAAAAGAGGAGCAGUAGCAAGGCCGAGCUCAAGAUCAGCACCAGCAGGCUUGCCAAGGUCCUUUGCCGAGCGCGUGUAGUCGAGCAUGUCGUCCACGAGCUGGAAGGCCAGGCCAAGAUUGCGGCCGUAAGAGUAGGCUGCCUCGACGGUGGCGUUGUCCGCAUUGCCCAGCAGCGCGGCGGCUCUGCACGACUUGGAGAUGAGACUGGCCGUCUUGAGAUAUGUCUUUUGCAAGUAGUAGCUGAGCGUCUCCUCAGACCACUGAGGAUUCUUCUCAUCCCUCUCCGUGUUCUUCAGCUGCAUGAACUCGCCCUCGACAAGGUUGGCAAUGACGGUGGCGAGCAGCUCAACAACUUCAGCGUUGCGCAGUCUAGCCAGCGCAACAGAGGCACGGCCGAGCAAAAAGUCGCCGGCUAAGACGGCCAUCUUGUUACCGAAUUCGAGGUUGGCCGAGGGAGAGCCUCGUCUGGAGACGGAGUGGUCAAUGACAUCGUCGUGGAGUAACGAGGCUGUGUGAAUCAGCUCUGUGAUUUCGGCCAGGCGGCGCUGGCUGGGCAGGAUAUCGAGGCUGCCGUCGGCAAGCUCGGGCUCCCUGGCUGUGAGCGGCCGCUGGGAGGGGUUAACGUCGGCGAGGAUCUGUGCGGGAGAAAUGGAAGUGUCAAUGCCUCGCAGGCUCUGCGUAGGCUCGGGAAAGGGUGUUUUGGGGCACAAGUGGGUGGCUCUGCUCAUGAGCAGAACAAUGAGCGGGCGAAUGUGCUUGCCCUCGGCCUGGGUGUAGUACUUGGCGACUCUGUCAAGGGCCGGGUGUCCAGAGCCCAGCAGUUUGCGAAUGUUGCCAGUAAGAAACUUCAUCUCCUUGGCCACAGUUCGCAAGGGGUCAAUGUGCAUGCCGUCCUUGGAGGCCUGCUUGACCACGUUGCCCACCAUGUUGGAGGCGACCUGGACAGCGGCGGCCCAGGCGGAGUCUCUCCUCGAGGAAUAAUGUAUCGUCGCUCGCUGCUGCUGCUGCAGUCGAGUUGGUGAUGCUGCAGCGUAUUCCAGUCUGCACAAUCGGCACGAAGAGUGCAUAGUUGCGGCUCUUCCGGACAUGGCGUCGCGGAGGACGACUGACCCUGAACGGAGGCUCAUGAUGGGAGAAGGGAGAGUUUGUCGGGCGAGGCGAUGCGGGAGCGAAGAAAAUAAAAAUCAGAAAUCGAUCGAGAUGGUGGAAUUGAUGCCGCCGGUGAUGGAAAUUCAGAGGAGUCGAAUGCCCGCGGCGGUGCAAACUAGGCGGUUGCUUGGGGCGGAAGUUGUUGGAUGCGGCAGAAAGCUAAACUUUUUGCUAGCUCGCUUUUCGCUGCGCUGCUGAUUUCAGCGCAACCGCGACCUGCGGAGCAGCCCGGAAUCCGCUCCCCGUCGCCGCAACGCACGCUCAUUGGCCAGCGCACCACGUACCUGAUUUGGUUGGCAGGCAGCCAUUUGGCGAUUCCACACGUGCUCUGAGAAGAGCUGGCAUCAUCAUCAUCACCACCACUACUACAAAGAAAAUAAAUAAUUUUAUAUACGGAAGAAUAUAUGCAGUAGUGGUUUUCUUUAGUGCACAUUACUGGUGAAUUACUGCCCGACGUAUAACUCCCUCCAAACACCUAGCACCGAAAACCACCCUUGCGACCACAUCAACCAUCACCAAGAAGACUAGACGGACGGACGCAGCAUCAUGGUUCUCCUCACCAUGACACCGUCUAUUGUCGACGGGUUGAAUACUCUCGGCUCCCAAGCCACCCAACUACAGCAGGACACAGAGCCAACUCUUGCCAACUGUGCUGUUGGAAACCCCAUUUCACAUGCCCAGGUCCUUCGUCUCUGGAAGCAGCUCCAGUCCUCUACGAAAUCAACCGCCACAUUAGAAUCGCUCCUCGUUGGAGCAAGAGUAUAUACUCCACCUCCACCUCCCAAAGCAGAAAAGUCCCCAGAGUACAUUGCCCUAAUGGCCCGAUUACGACGAGACGAAGACGAGCGUGCAUACGAACGAAUGAUAAACCCCACUGCCAAAAUGGAAACAUUCAACGACAGAUUUCCCAGUGCUGCGCAAUCCUAUUCUGCCGUCAACCGCCCCAUGACGCAGGCGGACAUGGGCGAUGACGAGGUUACACUUACAGAGGUCCACCGACAGGUCAUGUUAAUUAUGAACUUUGUGCUCAGCAUCGCUGGUGUAGCUGGCACACUCUGGGUUCUCGCUAGAUGGUGGCCUUUAUCAGCCCGCAUAUUACUUACACUCGGAGGAAGCAUAGCAGUUGCGAUUGCCGAGGUGGGUGUGUACUCUGCCUACAUGUGGCGGCUGGGCGAGGCGCAUAAGAAGGAUAAGAAUAAAAAGGAAAUUAAAGAAAUAACGCAAACAUGGACGGUCGAAAAAGAAGAGCCAGAUACGACGAGUGUCUUAAUUAAGGAGAAGGCCAACGUCGAGAGUGAUGCACUGCGGAAGAGGGAGGUGCCGACCAAGGCAAAGUCAUAGCAAAAUGUAUCUGAACAGUCUUCACUUUACACCCGUCGUGACGAAUACGAUAUCAAUAUACAAAAAGAUCUUUUAUCGCACAUCGUAUCACACACAGGCGACAUCAUAGGCGGUGCUACGGCUUCGUCAUCAACUAAUCUGGCCAAGAACACCUAUAAUACGUACUCAACACCAAAUAGCCUCUAUGUGUUUGUAGAAGCAAUUUGCCAGAUAAAUUCACAACACAUACAGAAUAUAAUCACCUCUAUAAUAAUGAAACCCAACAACACAUAAUUAGAAACCGUGUUAUUCCCGGC
This is a messenger RNA of [Torrubiella] hemipterigena, 3587 nucleotides long. The record is from the annotation of a GenBank genome assembly. Lineage: Eukaryota; Fungi; Ascomycota; Sordariomycetes; Hypocreales; Clavicipitaceae.